AUAAUUAUAUAUUGUAUUUAUAAUUUAGAUUAAUGACAAUAUGAAGUCUACAUCAGAUAUAAAAAUUUUACAAUGGAAUAUUCGUAGUGUUAAUUCAAAUCGUGCUAAUUUAAUCUUAUUAGCAAAUGAAGAGUCUCCAGAUAUAAUUUUUCUAAAUGAAACAUGGCUAAAAUCCAAUCAAAAUUUUGUUUUAUCAUCAUAUAAUAUAAUUCGUCAGGAUAGGGAAGAUGGAUAUGGUGGAGUGGCAAUUUGCGUCAAAAAGAAUAUUAUUUUUUCUAAUUUAAAAAAAUUUAAUUCAGAAGUUGCUCAAUUUAUUAUUAUUAAAAUUGCUGAUUUAAUAUUAAUUAAUAUUUAUAUUAAUUCAGAUAAAAAUGUUUCGGAAGAUCUGUUUAAACAACUUUUAGAUGGUUUAGAUUUAAAUAAAAUUAUUAUUAUGGGAGAUUUUAAUUCCCAUCAUCCAUUAUGGGAUGAAUCUCCUAUUAAUAGGGGCGGAAUAAGGCUUGUAAAUUUUAUUAUAGAAAAUGAUAUGGUGAUUUUAAAUGAUGGUUCUAGAACUCUUGUGCAAAAUCCGAAUUCCAGUUUGAGUGCAGUUGAUUUAACAAUUGUCAGUAGCGCAUUAGCUAUAAAUUCUAACUGGAAAGUUAUUAGUGAUUGUGGAAAUAGCGAUCAUUAUCCUACAAUUUUACAAUUAAAUUUAUCAAACAAUUUAUAUUUAAAAAAAGCUUUUGUAAAUAGUUAUUGUGUACGAAAUUGUAGUAAAGCUGAUUGGCAUCUUUAUCAACAUAAAAUAGCUGUGCAGUUAAUCGAGAAAGAUAGUACUAUUUUAGAUUAUAAUGAUUUGUCUUUUAUUAUGAAUAGAGCUGCUGAUGAUGCCAUUCCUUUGAAAAAAUGUGGUUCUUAUCAUAAAAUUGGAAACCCAUGGUGGGAUGAAGAAUGUUUUCAGUGGGUUCAAGACAGAAAAAGAGCAAUUAAUGUUUUCAAUAAUGUUCCAACUUUGACUAAUUUUAUCAAUGCUAAAAGAUGUAUUGCAGUUACGAGAAAAAAAUUAAGAUCAAAGAAAAAACAAAAAUUUCAAUCUUUUUGUGAAACAUUAAAUAGGGAAUCUAGCAUUUCAUACGUUUGGGAAAAAAUUAAAAAAUUUUCUAAUAAUAACAGCAAUUCUAAUAGUUAUAACAUUUCAGAUGAUUUAAAACAACAAAUUUUAUAUAAUAUGUCUAGUAUAUACAUAGAUCCGAAUUUUACACUGUCGCCAACAUAUAUAAAUAGUAACAUUCCUCCAUUCACUAGUCAGGAAUUUAACUAUGCUGUUCAGGAUAAAAAAUUUUCUGCACCUGGCAUGGAUGAUAUUUCUUAUUCCAUGUGUGUUACCGGAUUCGUGGAAGAAAUAUAAUAUUAUUAAUAUCUUAAAACAAAACAAAAAUCCUACUUUGCCAGAGAGUUAUAGAC
Molecule: messenger RNA, 1446 nt
Organism: Sitophilus oryzae (rice weevil)
Lineage: Eukaryota; Metazoa; Arthropoda; Insecta; Coleoptera; Curculionidae
Exons: 2
Coding region: 41-1390 (449 amino acids)
Molecular function (GO): catalytic activity
Source: RefSeq, a predicted model, not a curated record